AGCAGCGCCCGGCCCGGGACGCCCGGGGGCCGGAUGGCGGAGCCCACGCGCGCCGCGGAGCCGAGGAGGUUUGCGCUCCGCUCGCCGCGCUGCGGGGAGGGCGCGGUGCCAGGCGCGAGCUCCCAGAGACCCAAAAAGAAAGCUUUUUAUUUGCUGAGUUUGAAGCCCCUGAAGGAGCCCGCCCCCAACGACAGCAACAACAACGUGUCCUUUGUGAUCCAUUGUCAACUAGGCAAGGAGAUCAAACACAUUUGCAGCAACUGCAGUCGUGGGGAGGACGCCCGGGACGCUGAGGAAGUGGAGAGGCUGGCGGCAAUGCGAUCUGACUCCCUUGUCCCAGGUACCCACACCCCACCCAUCCGGAGGAGGAGUAAGUUUGCCAACCUGGGAAGGAUUUUCAAGCCUUGGAAAUGGAGGAAGAAGAAGAGUGAAAAGUUCAAACACACGUCUGCAGCCCUGGAAAGGAAAAUAUCGAUGAGGCAAAGCAGAGAGGAGCUAAUAAAACGAGGGGUCUUGAAGGAAAUCUAUGAUAAAGACGGGGAGCUCUCCAUAUCGAAUGAAGAUGACUCCCUGGAAAACGGGCAGUCCCUGAGCUCCAGCCAGCUAUCUCUGCCCGCCCUGUCCGAGAUGGAGCCAGUCCCGAUGCCCAGGGAUCCCUGCUCAUACGAGGUGCUCCAACCUUCCGACAUCAUGGAUGGGACAGUGUCUGAAGAGAGUCCCUCUGCCAGUGAGUCUGGAGUCCUCCUGCCCCAAGAUCCUUCAGCCAAACCCGUCCUGCUCCUGCCCCCCAAAAAACCUGCUGCUUUCCCUGGAGACCAUGAGGAGACCCCAGUGAAGCAGCUCUCUCUCCUCAAGCAACCCCCUGCCCUGCCUCCCAAACCCACUGCCAGGAUUGCCAACCACUUAACAGAUCCUGGCGCCCCUGUGAAAUUGCCUUGUCUGCCAGUGAAGCUGUCGCCUCCGCUACCUCCAAAGAAAGUCAUGAUCUGUAUGCCCAUGGGGGGGCCGGACCUCUCCCUGGCGUCCUACGCGGCCCAGAAGAGCGGCCAGCAGGGCGGGGCCCAGCACCACCACACCGUCCUGCCCUCCCAGAUCCAGCACCAGCUGCAGUACGGCAGCCUCAGCCAGCACCUCCCUGCCACCACCGGCUCCCUCCCCAUGCACCCCUCGGGCUGCAGGAUGAUAGAUGAACUGAACAAAACGCUGGCCAUGACCAUGCAGAGGCUGGAAAGCUCUGAGCCGCGGGUGCCCUGCUCUACUUCUUACCACAGCUCUGGUUUGCACUCGGGUGACAGUGUCACAAAAGCAGGACCUCUGGGCCUUCCGGAAAUAAGACAAGUGCCAACUGUUGUGAUUGAAUGUGAUGACAAUAAAGAAAAUGUGCCUCAUGAAGCAGACUACGAAGACUCUUCUUGCCUGUACGCAAGAGAAGAGGAGGAGGAGGAGGAAGAGGAAGAGGAUGACGACACCUCGUUGUAUACCAGCUCCCUGGCCAUGAAGGUGUGCAGGAAGGACUCCUUAGCCAUCAAACUCAGCAACAGGCCCUCCAAGCGAGAGCUGGAAGAAAAGAACAUCCUUCCGAGGCAGACGGAUGAGGAGCGGUUGGAGCUGAGGCAGCAGAUCGGCACCAAGCUCACCAGGCGACUGAGCCAGAGGCCGACUGCAGAGGAGUUGGAGCAGAGGAACAUUUUGAAACCUCGGAAUGAACAAGAGGAACAAGAGGAGAAACGAGAGAUCAAGAGGAGAUUAACUCGAAAGCUCAGCCAGAGGCCCACAGUGGAGGAGCUUAGGGAACGGAAGAUCCUCAUCCGCUUCAGCGAUUACGUGGAGGUGGCCGAUGCUCAGGACUAUGACCGCAGGGCCGACAAGCCCUGGACCCGCCUCACCGCUGCCGACAAAGCUGCCAUUCGGAAGGAGCUCAAUGAAUUUAAAAGCACUGAAAUGGAAGUUCACGAAUUGAGUAGACAUUUAACAAGGUUUCACCGACCUUAACAGUUGAAUUCCUCUUGAGUGCUAUGCUGUCUUCAAAACAUAAGUUUAUAAGAACCAUAAGUGCUGGUAUUUAUUCACUUCCCCAUUACGAUGUAAAUCUUCUGAACUACCUUUUUUUAAAAGAAGAAGAAGAAAAGGAAAAGGAGACACAAUCAGGAUUGCGAUGGUUACGGCUCCGUGGUCAGAGGUGCUGGCGCCACCGCUGAGGGACUGUGCCCUGUCCCGGGCAGGGCCGAGGGCACCGGAGACUUUCCCGCAAUAGGAGAAGCCCCGGGCCUCUCCGGCCAGGCUGGCAGGUACCACGUUUGUUCAGGCUCCGGCGAGCCUUAGGCGACAGACACUUUGGAGGCAGAGUCCAAAGAAAGCCGAGGCGGUGGAUCUGGCCUGGGCUGACUGUGCAAAGCAGGCGAGCCGGCUGGCCUUCUAGACGUGGCCAAGUACACUGGCUCCAGGUGUGCCAGCUGGUUUGGGGGCCCCUGCGGAGGAGGCUGCUGAGAGGGACCACUGUCCUCCUCUCCCUUCAGCUAUCACCCCUGCCGUGAACUAAAGGGAGAGCCCUUUUCUGGGGAGCCUGUGGUCGACAGUGCGUGCUCCAGGCCUGGAAGGCUGGCACGAGCGCCUGGCCUGUGCCCUCAGGCUGAGCCAGGCUGCCUUCCAGGAAGCUCUGGUUUAGAAGGGGGAAGCCGUCAUUAGCAAAGCCCAGCGUCACGGGUGAUCUUACGCAUACCAACAGCCAUUGGAGGCGUGGUGGUAUCGUGCAUGCGAGCAUAAGAACCCUUCUGCGGGCAUAAAGGCUGGCGUAACACACGGCUUGGCCGAUGCUCUUCCUUUGCUCUGCGUGCCCCAGGGCUGGUGGCCGGGGAGCUUGGCAGUUAGUUAAUGGCCUUUGAGUCGAGGACCGAUGCAUGCAGGCCAGAAACCAUUCCUGAAAGGCUGCAUUUCCAGCCACUGGUGGACUGGUCCUCCAGAACCACCGGAGGGCCUUCCAGGCUUGCUCUGCACUGAGGAGCCUGUGCAGAAGCCCCGGCGUUGGGCAGACGCCAGCCACACGUGCUGUGCUGUACCUUCCACGCCUGCCCCUCCAGGGAGCAUCCUGCCUCUCCCUCCUGAUGCUGGUGAGGGUGACUGGAGGUGUAUCUCUGACCAUCCUCCUCACUCGGGACCGCAGGAAAGCAGUGGUGACAGGGUAGGUGAGGGUAGGAUGGGCAGUGGAGGAGGGGCCUCUCCAAACCCUGACUGCUCUCUGGAGGAGGCCGCUUGAGCUCCUUCCGGUUUCCUUCCUGACGGAGCCUGUAGGGCCCUCAGCCGUGCAGCUCUGCCUUGCGUCCUGCCGUGAUCCUGUAGUUCCCGCCAGCUCUCCCAGUGAUGGCUUGCUCCCCGCCACACAGGCCCAGGCUUCAGAAAGAAAGAUGCCAAGCUUGGGCUUCACAAAAAAAGUUAACUGGUCCCCACCCCAAAACGCGUGGGAUCAAUUUACUCUUGGGCUCCACAGCCAUGGGUGAGGCCAGUUCCUUUUCCGCUGGCGCUCACGGCCCCCACGGCCGGCGUCACCGUGCACUUGGCAGGGAGCUCGGGGCAGCGUUCCAGGCAGUGCCCAGGCAGUGCCCGCCGGCUGAUGCCAAGCUGGCGCACGCUUUCCUCGCAUCGCCUGGCGCCCAGCCCCAGGAGGACGUGUCACCGCAUCCUUUUUUCUCUGAAUGUUGAAUCCGCAUAGUUACCGCCGUGGGUGGGGUGACUGAUUCAGGGAAGAUGGGGCCAGGGCUGUAGCGUGGCUGUAAACAGCAUCUUCCCGAAAGGCUUACUGACCUUUGAAUGUGCAGAUGGCACGCCAAGGGACGUGGGGCUCUUCCGUGUAACUCUUCCGCGGCGGGCGCGUCUUCCAGGCAGAGGUGCCCGCCCUGCCAGGAUCUGAGUCUGGGCUCCCUGUGGCUCGCGGUGGCCUGGAGCGACAGUCAGCCUUCCCCUGGCCCAGGAGCGAGUCCUAAGGGACCUCACUCCGCUGCCUGGACGCCUCGCAGAGGCCAGUGGUUCUCUGCUGGCCUUGGUUCCGGGCCUUUCAGAUUCCCCGGGAACAUGAUGCCUAAAUCGAGUUCCCCACAGCUAGCCAGCGGUCCCGGGUUCCCGCCCAAAGUGCCCUAUUGUUGCAGCCACUUUGUGCGUGGAAGAAACUGAACGCAGUUUCUACUCCUCCUGCAGGGCAGCCUUUUCCGGAAGUAACUCCCUGCAAGUGGAAGGGUGCCCUUCCCGUGUCACCACCACGAGCUGGGCUCUUCCAAGCCCGCUGUAAGCAGCCCAGCAACUUCCGUAGGUCAUAGGAUGAGCCCUCUGCUGUCUUUCCUUCCUUGAAAUCUUGAGGUCUUUAUAGAAAUCUAUCCAAAUUUCCUUUCUGCCACAUUGUUAUGACAAUUGAAAAAUGUGUUUCUUUCCAAGAUGACGAUUCCAUAUUAAGGGGGAAAAAAAAGAUGGGCGGGCUGGCUGGCUUACAAUGCAUCCCUUUUCUGAAAAAGCUGCAGUUUGAGCCUGUUUUCAUUUGCAUUAGCAUCAGAAGAAAAACGUGAGAUUUCUCAAAAUGCUUCCCUCUCGAAAUCAAACAUCGGCCCGAAGUCCCCACCCCGUCCGUGACAGAAGAGACUGCCAUCGGCCUACUUACUGUUUCGAAAUUGCUGGUAUAUUCCUCCCCAAAGGCCCUCAAAGCUCUGUAAAACUUUAGCCUUUAUGUCAGAUUAGAGAAACCAAACGACGUGACGGUUGAUGUGAUGAAAACCUCCGAGCUUAUUUUUCUCCUGCUUACGAACGUGUGUUUAUAUUUGCCGAAUGAAAAUCGUGGUGUGCGCUUCGGUGAAUGGAAUUGCAGGCUCUCCCUGUGCACAGCCAGUGGGCGAAGGUCACCUUAAACAACUUUUUCUUCCCAUUUGUCUGUUGAUCCCCAAACCGGUUGCUUUCUUCCAGUUGCUUCCCGGGUGUCUGUACAUAGUUUGUCCUUGUACCAGAGCACUCUCCUGUGUUCUGCUUUAACAGCCAGCGGCUGUAUGAGGAAGACAGUGUGAAUAGAACACAAAUUAAACUGGAUCUCUAUGGCCUAGGUUUUGUACAUACAGAAACUGCAUGGUAUUUAAA
Molecule: messenger RNA, 5109 nt
Organism: Eubalaena glacialis (North Atlantic right whale)
Lineage: Eukaryota; Metazoa; Chordata; Mammalia; Artiodactyla; Balaenidae
Gene: PHACTR1
Product: phosphatase and actin regulator 1
Exons: 13
Coding region: 34-1992 (652 amino acids)
Biological process (GO): cell motility; stress fiber assembly
Molecular function (GO): actin binding
Source: RefSeq, a predicted model, not a curated record